AUGAAUAAAAUUCAACGUUGCCAAAAGAUAAUGCAACUGUAUACCAUUUAUACGUCUCAGACAAGUUCAAUAUUUAUGCGAAACUAUUGUACUAAACAAAUUUCAGACGAAAGUCAGACAAAUAAAAGCGAAGAAAGUGGUGAUGUUGCAGAAGAUAAAGCGAAUAUUUUCCAACAACUACUUCGUGAACAUAUGAAUCCUGAUGAUGCCAAGGAAGCUGUAGCGAUUCCAAAGCGUGCUACAUUUCCUUCGUUACUUCGAUAUUCUAAAUUCAUAGAUCUAGGAGAUCCUGAGGAUAAGGUGAUAGCAGGAAAAAUUUUUCAAAUAAUUGGUGAUGAUUUAUAUAUUGACUUUGGAUGGAAAUUUCAUUGCGUAUGUCCAAAACCUAAAAAAGAUUCAGAAAAAUAUGUUAGGGGAGCAAAAGUGAAAUUAAGAAUUAAGGACUUGGAAUUAUCUACACGGUUCUUAGGAGCAACUUCAGAUUUAACAAUCUUGGAAGCAGACUGUGUUCUUAUAGGUUUAAUAAGCUCUCCAUUAAAAGCUUAAUGAAGCUAGAGUUAUUGUUAUUUUAUGUUACAUAAUAAAAACUCAAAUUAUACAUGAA
This is a messenger RNA of Osmia bicornis bicornis, 604 nucleotides long. RefSeq names its product 28S ribosomal protein S28, mitochondrial (gene mRpS28). Gene Ontology annotation, cellular component: mitochondrial small ribosomal subunit. The transcript has 3 exons. NCBI's taxonomy places the organism in Eukaryota, Metazoa, Arthropoda, Insecta, Hymenoptera, Megachilidae. Bases 1 to 546 code for a protein of 181 amino acids. The record is from RefSeq and is a predicted model, not a curated record.